AUGAAAGCCGUGCAUCCCAGGCUCGAACCCACCGAGAGCCCUCCCCCGGACAUUCCAAUCGCUUCAGUCAGUCUUCCUCCCACCGACGGAAAUGCCAAGUCUAAUCGCCUAAAGCUCCAACCCGUGUCUGGUGAUACUGUCCUCAUCUCCUAUCUUGCCAACGGAGGUAAUCCCGAGGUAACACAUACCGCGAGCCACCAGGCGCUGCCCGGCGGAGAUGACCUUGAUACCACCGAAGACGACGACGACUCCCAGAAGAGUGUCCCCCAAGACGACAAGCAGUUGAACGAUGUCGAUCUUGUCCAGCGACCGCAGACCACCAGAAGCGAUACCACCAGAAGCGAUGGCACGCAUCAUCUCCAAGCUUUCGCUGCCGGGGCGUUGGCGUUCGACUCGCCUUACCACGGCCAAAAUAGGGACCUGACAGCCUCGACAAGCCAACUCUCCAUUCGUGACGACGGCCCCAAACACUUCGACGGUCCAUCACCACACAGGCUAAGCGGACGCCGCAGCGCAUCGGAGAAUGGCGCGCAGUCUUUAUUAUCGCCCGAGUCCGGCGAGCUGGCCCCCUUGCAGAUAGCCUCGUCCAAGACCGAUAGCAAUAGCGGCCAGAACAUGAGCCUGCCGUCGAUUCGUGAAUUGGAUAUUGAGGGUCAAUUCGCAACAGAGAUGCCUCCACCAUCCGGCGACAGGGACCUGUCAAUGCGCCCGCCCGGCGACGCGCGAGCGUUUCCUCGGUCCUCCAACAACGUAGGUGUCUCGCGCCUCCAGUCAAUGCCUGUCCAGCCAAUGCCUGCCGGUGGUCGUGUGUCACCCCCAAUAUCCUCCCCCAGUGAAGGAUAUCAGCGCAGCUUCCCGUCUCCCAGCUCCCUCGCCUCUAGCCCGUACGGCCACGCCUCCAGCGGAUCCUCGCAUCGCUCGCCCGCCGAGUACCAUCUCAGCAACGCCUCCAAUAAGAGCCUCCAGCCCAACUACCUUGCCUCGCCGCCGGCUGCCAUCGCGUCUGUAGCGGAUCGUAUGAGCAUCGACGGAAUUACUAAUCCCCAGGUUGGAGGCUACAAGUGCACGUUUGACGGGUGUACUGCUGCGCCGUUCCAAACUCAAUAUCUUCUCAAUUCCCACGCUAAUGUGCAUUCUUCAGCCCGCCCACACUACUGCCCCGUCAAGGGCUGUCCCCGCGCAGAAGGUGGGAAAGGCUUCAAGCGCAAAAAUGAGAUGAUACGGCACGGGUUGGUGCAUGACUCGCCUGGAUAUGUCUGUCCCUUUUGUGCAGAUAGAGAACACAAGUAUCCAAGGCCAGACAAUUUGCAGAGACACGUUCGCGUACAUCAUGUUGAUAAAAAUAAAGACGACCCUCAGCUGAGAGAUGUGUUAGCACAGCGUCCAGAUGGUCCUAAUCGUGGUCGACGAAGAAGAGGACCGCAGCCCUGA
Trichoderma atroviride IMI 206040 is the source of this 1431-nucleotide messenger RNA. RefSeq lists its product as uncharacterized. Gene Ontology annotation, biological process: regulation of transcription by RNA polymerase II. Gene Ontology annotation, cellular component: nucleus. NCBI's taxonomy places the organism in Eukaryota, Fungi, Ascomycota, Sordariomycetes, Hypocreales, Hypocreaceae. The record is from RefSeq and is a predicted model, not a curated record.